AUGGUGCUUGUAUCUGGAAACGAAGUCGAGGAAAGCUAUGAUUUAGGAAGAGCACUCACAAGUGAUCCAUGGAUUGAAACAGCAGUGUAUCAAGGCAGGGAUGUAAGAGUUGAGCAUGCUGAGGGUACUAGCAUCUCGGUUUACAUGACAUCAGAAACCCGACCUCACAUGUUGCGUCACAUCUCGCAAAUGGAGUCUUUCGAUGGAAUCAUCCAAGUUGAUCGCGACAGUAACCGCUAUUUGAAUAUCUCUUUUCUCGGAACAAAAGGGACGUUAAUAGGGAACAUUUUCUCAUCGGAGAAGAAGGAUCAAAUUGAUAUGGCAUUUUCAGUCCAAGAAAAAUUUGCAGUAGAAGGCUCGAAACUUCGCGACUACAGAUCUAUAAUAUCUAUACCUUCAUCGGUAAAUAGCAGUAGAUAUGUGUGUUUUCAUCCAUCUGGAGACAUAGAGGGAGAAAUGUGCAAGUGGUUCAGGUGGGUGUACGAAGCUCAGCGUCUCAAUAGUUACCGUGUAGCUCACAAAUGGCAGAGCGGUAAAGGCGAGUGUGCAGGAUGUAAUGAGCGAGGUGUUGAAUCGUUCUUGACAUCACUGGACCCUCGCCAAUGGCUGAACGGCAUUUCCUCACCCGUCGAAUUCGCUACGAUGGCUGUUGAAAUCCUGAUUUUCGCUUGUCUCCUUUUCGUAUUUGUCGUCAUUUGCACCAAAUGUUUCAUCCCAUUAGUAUGCUGUUCAAUCUCCGUAGUAAAAACUCCUAAGAAGAAGUAGUA
Messenger RNA from Strongylus vulgaris, 767 nucleotides. Lineage: Eukaryota; Metazoa; Nematoda; Chromadorea; Rhabditida; Strongylidae. The record is from the annotation of a GenBank genome assembly.